AUGGCGGUUACUUCAAGCACCAGGCUCGCACCCGCAACCGCCAAGGCGGCUCAGGUUUUGACACCAGAGGCAGCUCGCCAUGUCGAACAACAUCGUCGCGAUAUUCAGCAUGCACUGUCCGCUGACGGUCUCGGCGAACGCCUGCUGGUGGUGAUUGGCCCAUGCAGCAUCCACGACACGGCCACGGCCAUGGAUUACGCAACACGGUUGGCUACGGCCGCCGAGAAGCAUGCGGAUGAGCUGCUUGUCGCCAUGCGAGUCUACAUCGAGAAGCCGCGCACCACCGUCGGCUGGAAGGGUCUCGUGCACGACCCAGAUCUGACCCAGUCCCAAGACUCGGAUCUCCAAAAGGGCUUGCAAGUGUCGCGAGACAUCAUGCUCCGCGUAGCCGAGCUUGGCCUCCCCGUCGUAACCGAGAUGCUCAGCCCCCUCGUGAUCCCCUUCCUCGACGAUGUCCUGUCCCUGGGCGUCAUCGGCGCGCGCACCACCGAGAGCCAGACCCACCGCGAGCUCGCCAGCGACGUGCCCUUCCCCGUCGGCUUUAAGAACGGUACCGAUGGUUCCCUCGGCGUGGCCAUCGACGCCAUCAAGGCAUCCGAGCGCCAACAUACCCUCCUCAGCGUGGCGGAAGACGGCGGCCUAGUCCAGCGCGUCAGCCAGGGCAACCCGGAUACGUUUGUGGUCCUGCGCGGGGGUAAGGCCGGCCCGAACUACUCACCCGAGCAUGUGAAGCAAGCCGAGGAGGCCAUGGCCAAGGCGGGCAGGCCUGUGCGUCUGGUUGUGGACUGCAGCCACGGGAACUCGUCGAAGGAUUAUCGCAACCAAGGCAAGGUUGCCGCCUCUGUUGCCCAGCAGUUUGCUGACGGCGCGCCUAUUGCUGGCCUCAUGAUUGAGAGCAACAUUCGGCCUGGGAGGCAAGAUAUCCCUGCAUGCGGUCUGUCCGGACUCGAAUAUGGCGUCAGCGUCACCGAUGGUUGCGUGGGCUGGGAAGAGACGGAGACGAUCCUGGAGCAACUGGCCAACUCCGUCAAGACCCGCAGGGCCGGGGCGGAAGUAACGGUUCAGGAAGUGGAAGUGGAAGAGGAGGAGUUGGAAGUCGAGGCCCGUAACACGGUUGUCGAGGUGGUUCAGGCCCGGGAUACCCGCCGCUCUUCCUUCCACCAACUCAUUGAGAAGAUCCGCCCGGCGAUUACAACGAUGGAGAUCCCGUUGUAUGCGGUGGAAUGA
Molecule: messenger RNA, 1227 nt
Organism: Dichotomopilus funicola
Lineage: Eukaryota; Fungi; Ascomycota; Sordariomycetes; Sordariales; Chaetomiaceae
Exons: 3
Coding region: 1-1227 (408 amino acids)
Biological process (GO): aromatic amino acid biosynthetic process
Cellular component (GO): cytoplasm
Molecular function (GO): 3-deoxy-7-phosphoheptulonate synthase activity
Source: RefSeq, a predicted model, not a curated record